CACCCAGAGCAGGGCGGGGAGUAGGCAGGGGCCGGGCCGGGCUGGUGCCGAGGCCAGAGAUGCUGUGGGGCCGCGACGGCCCUCGGCAGCCGGGAGUACUGCGUUGAAAACGUUGAGGAACAUGCCAGCACACAUUUUUGAUGUCUCAACCAUUUUCAUCCGUGUCCUAGUCCCCUUGAAAGGCAGAUUUGUGGAGAGCCUCAGCAAUAUUGCUAUUUCUUGGACGUAAGCCAACAGGUAAAGUGACUUCUGAGGACUGAAGAGUUUGAUGACACGGAUCACUGGAUUUCUUUGGUUGGAGUUCACGUUAUGAACCCUUUCUGGAGCAUGUCUGCAAGCUCUGUCCGCAAACGAUCGGAUGGUGAAGAGAAGGCACUGACAGGGGACGUGGUGACCAGCCCUCCACGCACCGCUCCAAAGAAACAGCUGCCUUGUAUUCCCAAAAAUGCUCUGCCCAUUACUAAGCCUACAUCCCCCGCGCCAGCAGCACAGUCCACAAACGGCACACAUGCUUCUUAUGGACCCUUCUACCUGGAAUACUCUCUUCUGGCAGAAUUCACCUUGGUUGUGAAGCAGAAGCUCCCGGGGGUCUACGUGCAGCCCUCCUACCGCUCGGCGUUAAUGUGGUUUGGAGUAAUAUUCAUACGGCAUGGACUGUAUCAGGAUGGUGUAUUUAAGUUUACAGUUUACAUCCCUGAUAACUACCCAGAUGGUGACUGUCCACGCCUGGUGUUUGAUAUUCCCGUCUUUCACCCACUGGUCGAUCCCACCUCAGGUGAACUGGACGUGAAGAGAGCGUUUGCAAAGUGGAGGCGGAACCAUAAUCAUAUUUGGCAAGUUUUAAUGUAUGCACGGAGAGUUUUCUACAAGAUCGAUACGGCAAGCCCCCUAAACCCAGAGGCUGCAGUCCUGUAUGAAAAGGAUGUUCAGCUUUUCAAAAGCAAAGUGGUUGACAGUGUUAAGAUGUGCACCGCUCGUCUGUUCGACCAGCCUAAAAUAGAAGACCCCUAUGCGAUUAGCUUUUCUCCGUGGAAUCCUUCUGUACAUGACGAAGCCAGAGAGAAGAUGCUGACUCAGAAAAAGAAGCCUGAAGAACAGCACAAUAAAAGUGUCCACGUUGCUGGCCUGUCGUGGGUAAAGCCUGGUUCGGUGCAACCUUUCAGUAAAGAAGAGAAAACGGCAGCAACUUAAGCACUGGCGAGCCCGGUGCCCCGUGCGCUUUCCUGCCGGACGUGGGCCUGCUGAGAGCUGACCGGUGGCAGAGGGCGGCCAGAGGAGUAAAACUGUGCAAACAAGGACUGCCGUCAGUGUGUCCGCGGAUGCGUAGGUUCUAACGGCGAGUUUUGGAAACCUCUCUUUAAUGCGUUACUUCUGUCAGAAGUGUCUGUAGGGUGGUUAUCUGGUUCAGUACUCCAAAUAUUUUGGGGCCUCGAGGCUUAAGUAUUUUUCUGAAUAUAAUGCUACAGGUAAGUUGCAUUCAUUUACGCGAAUAGAGUAGAGCGUUGGGCGCGCUAUCCAGUGACUUUACCCCCAUGGCUUCAGUGCACGUAUGUUCGGAUGCGGGAAGAGAGGGAGGGCGAGCAGGCCCCGCAGCUCGCUAGCUCUGGCAGGUGGGAGAGCGGAGCCUCGGGCCCCAGCCUGCAGUCCCACUGACCUGCCAACUCCCGUCGUCACUGAGGCACAUGUUAGGUGAGGGAGGGGAGAGCAGAGCGCUCAUUUGUGGUGGUUUGUUUGGUUUUCUUAAACAAAUUACUUACUGUAUUUUUAUGGCAGGAGGGAGAAAAAGUGUUAAAACAGUUUCUAAUGAAGUCAGAUAUUUAAAUGAUGAGUGACUAAUGUGUUUUGUAGAGACAAAAUAAACCAGUGAAUGACUGUUCUUUGUCAUUUAUGCAGGAAACUAGCUACCCCUUUCUCAAUGUAACUAAACAAAGAUUAAUUUAUAAAUGCUUUAUUGAAAAAUACACUUAUUUUCAUAUAAAAUUACAGUAGCAGUAAGUAUCUUGAGAGGUUUUAUAAAUAUUUUUGCAGACCACUAUUCUAACUGAACAGUGUAAGUUCCCUAUUUCUUUCAGAGCAAUAUGAAGUUACCCAGUAACUUGGUUUAUACUGAUUCAAUUUACAAUUGAAUUUUCUCCCUAAAUAAGAUUAUUCAUUCAACUUUAAAACUGCUGGAACGAGAGUGAUUAAUAAAGGUAUAUAUAGAAUUCAA
Messenger RNA from Suricata suricatta (meerkat), 2209 nucleotides. RefSeq names its product AKT interacting protein (gene AKTIP). Lineage: Eukaryota; Metazoa; Chordata; Mammalia; Carnivora; Herpestidae. The coding region runs from base 310 to 1191 and encodes 293 amino acids. The record is from RefSeq and is a predicted model, not a curated record. The transcript is spliced from 11 exons.